Linderina pennispora is the source of this 393-nucleotide messenger RNA. RefSeq lists its product as uncharacterized. The coding region runs from base 19 to 234 and encodes 71 amino acids. The record is from RefSeq and is a predicted model, not a curated record. The transcript has a single exon. NCBI's taxonomy places the organism in Eukaryota, Fungi, Kickxellomycota, Kickxellomycetes, Kickxellales, Kickxellaceae.
GCUCAAUCCACCUUAGCCAUGAAAUUCCUUACUGCCCUUUCUGCUCUCUGCCUCAUCGUUGGUACUGUUGCGGUUGUUCAGGCCGAGCCUCUUCGCAAACGAAAUGCAAACUAUGACAAUUGCGUCAAGGAGCACGGUGCGGGCCAUUGGAAGCCUGCUGGAAAGGAUAGCUGCAAUGGACAGGGCUAUUGCUUCUGUGACGAGAAGACUGGUGGCAUCGGCUGUGUCUGCUAGACAGGCACGAUAUUAGCUCUUGGUUAGCCCUCUCUUUGUAUGUGCUAAUAUACCCAUGAGGCCCUCAGUCAAAAAGACCACGAUCCCUCUGACCGGCUAUCGGCAGUGGAUGAAUGCAUCGCACACGCAUACACGCAAAAAUCGGUGAUUAGAAUAAAC